AAGUGCCCCCCUGUGACUCUUCUUCUCGGGCAGUUUUCCGGUAGAACAGUUUGUCAAUAAAAGCUUUGAACGUGAGAAACUUUCUCUUUGUUCUGACCACGUGGUUUGUGGCGCGUUGAAAACUUCCUCUCCGUGAGUCGCGUCACGGUUUGUUCCAACAUGGCGGACGCGGAUGAAGUCGCCCGGCUGUGCUACGAGCGUCUGGAGGCGCUGCCCCGCAGAGGGAGGCCCGAGGCCGGCAGAGAGUGGACCCUGCUGGCCGCUGUGCUGCAGCGGCGCCGCUGCGCCGCGUCUCACUCAGUAAAGACGGAGGUCGUUUCCCUGGGAACUGGAACCAAAUGUAUUGGACAGACACAAAUGAGUCCUAAUGGUGAUGUCCUCAACGACAGUCAUGCAGAAGUCAUCGCCAGGAGAGGAUGUAUCAGAUACCUGCUCCAGCAGCUGCACGGGGCUGUGAGCGGAGGCAGCAGCUCUGUGUUUUGCCCGUCUGAGGAGCAGGGGAAGUGGAGGCUUCAGCCGGGAGUUUCCUUCCUCUUCUUUACCAGCCACACUCCCUGUGGUGACGCUUCCAUCAUCCCUCUGACUGACAGCCCGUCUGUAAAGAGUCGUGAAGGGACGGAUGCAGGACACUUGAAAAGGAAAUCUGAGGAUCCAAGCGAAGGGCCACACACAAAGAUGCCCCGUGUGGACAGAGAGGAGACGGCAGAGAGGAGGACAGAGGACAGAGAAGACACAAAAACAUCAUUCCCCUCAAAUUCAUCUAAAAGUGAAGAUCCAUCUCAGAGUCACGCCACAGAAACUGUCUCGCAUGCUUCAGCAGAGCUGGAGAUAAAAACCAGAGGCCCCUCCCACAGCGCUGGACUGAGUUGUCAGGUCCCUGAUAUUCACAGAACGGGGGCCAAGUGUGUCCCUGGUGGCCCAGCAGACCCACUGCAGCCCGGGACGGGGUACCACAGCACAGGGGUGCUUCGGGUGAAGCCUGGUCGAGGUGAACCGACUCUCUCCCUGUCGUGCACCGACAAACUGGCCCGGUGGGCCGUGCUGGGCUUCCAGGGUGCGCUGCUGUCCCAUUACCUACAGGAGGCGCUCUACUUCAGCACUGUGGUGGUGGGGAAGUGCCCGUACAGCCAAGAGGUCAUGCACAGAGCUUUGGUGACAAGGUGCUCCCGUGUGACCGACCUCCCGGCUGGUUUCUCUGUGACCCCACCGGUGCUCCUCCAGUCCAGCCUGGAGUUCCGCUUCAGCCAGGCCCAGGCCGAGCUGCAACACCAGGCCGCGCAGGGACGCAUCUCCCCCUGUGGGGCAGCCAUCAGUUGGUGUAAUGUGACUGAACAGCCAAUAGAUGUCACUGCCAACGGCUACAAGCACGGAGUCACAAAGAAGGUGUUGGGCACAGCGAAAGCCAGGUCUCUUCUGUGUAAACUGGAACUUUUCCGCUCAUUCCUGUCUCUGGUUUCAGCCACGGAGCCGUCAGCACGUCCGAGCUCUCUCAGGAGAACCGACCUGCAGACCUACUGGGACUACAAGCAGGCGUCCCGCUCGUACCAGCAGGCCUGGCAGCAGCUGCACAGCCAGGCGUUCCCUCUGUGGCCGCGCAGCAACAGGAAUCUCCUUCUCUUCCACUGAACUCCCUGAAACCUCGGCUGCUCAGAACUUUGCAGAACAGGUCCAUGAAUCUCUGGCUUUACUGUCGCAUCAGAAACGGAAUCAUCUUCAUCAUGUGACACUUUUAAUAAAACGACAAAC
This is a messenger RNA of Paralichthys olivaceus (Japanese flounder), 1746 nucleotides long. It is a transcript of the gene adat1, whose product is annotated as adenosine deaminase tRNA specific 1. The record is from RefSeq and is a predicted model, not a curated record. Gene Ontology annotation, molecular function: tRNA-specific adenosine deaminase activity; RNA binding. NCBI's taxonomy places the organism in Eukaryota, Metazoa, Chordata, Actinopteri, Pleuronectiformes, Paralichthyidae. Gene Ontology annotation, biological process: tRNA processing.